AAACCUACUUCAUCUGGGGAGGGAACACCAGUAAACCGCCACCGAGUUAUACCUAAGAGGGAUGGCGGGAAGCGUGACGUAAAAAUCCUUGACACUGAAGAGACCUACUCUGGGCUCUUCUGUGCCACGGUGAACCCCUACAAGUGGCUCCCUGUGUAUGAUAUGGAAUUGGUCAACGCCUACAGAGGGAAGAAGCGGAAAAAGCGUAUGGAAGCUCCACCCCACAUCUUCUCCGUCUCUGACAACACCUAUCAGUUUAUGUUGACUAGUAUGGACACUCACUGA
This is a messenger RNA of Hypomesus transpacificus, 285 nucleotides long. RefSeq names its product myosin-13-like. The annotation marks the transcript as partial. Gene Ontology annotation, molecular function: ATP binding; cytoskeletal motor activity. The record is from RefSeq and is a predicted model, not a curated record. Gene Ontology annotation, cellular component: myosin complex. NCBI's taxonomy places the organism in Eukaryota, Metazoa, Chordata, Actinopteri, Osmeriformes, Osmeridae. The transcript is spliced from 5 exons.